AUGUUUGUGAAAAGAGUUCUUAUAACAAAGCGUGUUAGGUUCAUAAAGCUGUUCUUCCACGGAGGAGACGAGUGUCUGACCAUACCCAGCGCCUGGGCUAAAGAAACUGGACAGAACAUCGUAGUCUACGAAGGCGGUUCCGUCAUGUCGCAAGCCCGCUCCCUCUGGCGGUUAGAGUUAGCGCGCACCAAGUGGGCCGGCGGCUUCAUCAACUGGUACCACCCGAUGCGAAUCCGGCACAUCACUACUGGCAGAUACCUGGGCGUUAACGACCAGAACGAACUGUAUUUGGUUAGCAGGGAAGAGGCAACCACAGCCUCUUGUGCCUUCUGUCUCCGGCAAGAAAAAGAUGACCAGAAGGUGGUGUUAGAAGACAAAGACUUGGAGGUGAUUGGAGCGCCCAUCAUCAAGUAUGGUGACUCCACCGUCAUCGUGCAGCACUCGGAGACUGGACUGUGGCUGUCUUAUAAGUCCUACGAGACGAAGAAGAAAGGCGUUGGCAAAGUGGAAGAGAAACAAGCGAUCCUACACGAGGAGGGCAAGAUGGACGACGGGCUGGACUUCUCCAGGUCUCAGGAGGAAGAGUCCAGGACAGCCAGAGUCAUUAGGAAGUGUUCCUCGUUGUUCACUAAGUUUAUCAAUGGCCUAGAAACACUGCAAGAGAACCGUCGGCAUUCGAUGUUCUUCGCGUCAGUCAACCUGGGCGAGAUGGUCAUGUGUCUCGAGGAUCUGAUCAACUACUUCGCACAGCCUGAUGAGGAUAUGGAACACGAAGAGAAACAGAACAAGUUCCGCGCUCUCCGGAAUCGUCAAGACCUGUUCCAAGAGGAAGGCAUCCUCAACCUGAUCUUGGAAGCGAUCGACAAGAUCAACGUCAUCACCUCCCAAGGGUUCCUAGCCGGCUUCUUGGCAGGCGACGAGUCAGGGCAGAGCUGGGACAUGAUAUCGGGAUACUUGUAUCAGCUGCUAGCCGCCAUAAUCAAAGGCAACCACACAAACUGCGCUCAAUUCGCCAACUCCAACCGAUUGAACUGGCUGUUCUCCCGACUCGGCUCCCAGGCUUCUGGGGAAGGCACAGGAAUGCUGGAUGUACUGCAUUGCGUGCUCAUCGACUCGCCUGAGGCUUUGAAUAUGAUGCGGGACGAACACAUCAAAGUGAUCAUUUCUCUCCUGGAAAAACACGGACGUGACCCAAAAGUAUUGGACGUCCUCUGUUCACUCUGCGUUGGUAACGGAGUGGCUGUAAGGUCGUCACAGAAUAACAUUUGUGACUACCUCCUGCCUGGAAAGAAUCUGCUUUUGCAAACACAGCUGGUGGACCAUGUGUCGAGCGUCCGCCCAAACAUCUUCGUGGGCCGCGUGGAAGGCUCGGCAGUGUACCAGAAGUGGUACUUCGAAGUGACGAUGGACCACAUUGAGAAAACCACGCACAUGAUGCCUCAUCUAAGGAUUGGAUGGGCCAACACUGCUGGAUACGUCCCUUACCCCGGCGGUGGUGAGAAAUGGGGAGGGAACGGAGUAGGGGAUGACCUCUACUCGUUCGGUUUCGACGGUGCUUUUAUGUGGUCUGGAGGAAGAAAGACACCUGUGAACAGGACGCAUGCUGAGGAGCCUUAUAUACGGAAAAGUGACGUGAUCGGCUGUGCUCUAGAUUUGACAGUGCCGAUUAUAAACUUUAUGUUCAACGGAGUAAGGGUCACUGGAUCCUUUACCAACUUCAACUUGGAAGGCAUGUUCUUCCCGGUCAUCAGUUGUUCGAGUAAAUUAAGUUGCCGCUUCCUUCUCGGAGGCGAACACGGCCGGCUGCGCUACGCGGCGCCCGAAGGCUACUCCCCUUUAGUGGAGUCUCUCCUGCCUCAGCAGAUCCUGGCCUUGGAGCCGUGCUUCUACUUCGGCAACUUGGCCAAGCGGGCCCUAGCUGGGCCACCACUGGUGCAGGAUGAUACGGCUUUUGUACCCACACCGGUGGAUACUUUGCAGAUUACUUUGCCGUCGUAUGUCGAACAAAUCAGAGACAAACUAGCGGAGAAUAUCCAUGAAAUGUGGGCCAUGAAUAAGAUUGAAGCGGGAUGGAUGUAUGGAGAUCAGCGCGAAGACUUGCACAAGAUCCACCCGUGCUUGGUGCCGUUCGAGCGGCUCCCCGCCGCUGAGAAACGAUACGACAUCCAGUUGGCGGUGCAAACACUCAAGACUAUUCUUGCUCUCGGCUACUACAUCAGCCUUGACAAGCCCCCAGCGCGUAUUCGCAACGUUCGUCUGCCCAACGAGCCUUUCAUGCAGUCGAACGGUUACAAGCCAGCACCCUUAGACUUGAGUGCUGUCACCCUAACACCAAAGAUGGAUGAGUUAGUUGACCAGCUUGCUGAGAACACUCACAAUCUUUGGGCUAGGGAGCGCAUCCAACAAGGAUGGACUUAUGGGCUCAAUGAGGAUCCCGACAUGCACCGCUCGCCACAUCUGGUGCCGUACCCAAAAGUGGACGACGCGAUCAAAAAGGCCAACCGGGACACCGCGUCUGAGACUGUCAGGACUCUGUUAGUCUAUGGAUAUAACUUGGAUCCGCCCACAGGAGAGCAACAUGAAGCAUUGCUAGCUGAAGCCUCGAAACAGAAACAAGCUGAUUUCAGGACGUAUAGAGCGGAGAAGAAUUACGCAGUCAGCUCUGGAAAGUGGUACUUCGAGUUUGAGAUCCUGACUGCUGGGCCGAUGAGGGUUGGUUGGGCCCACGCUGAUAUGGCCCCAGGAAUGAUGCUGGGGCAAGACGAAAAUUCUUGGGCAUUCGACGGUUACAACGAGGAAAAAGUAUACAGCGGUAGCACAGAGUCUUUUGGCAAGCAGUGGGCGGUCGGCGACGUUGUGGGGGUCUUUUUAGACCUGAUAGAUAAGACGAUAAGUUUCUCGCUCAAUGGUGAGUUGUUGAUGGACGCUCUCGGUGGAGAGACGACAUUUGCUGAUGUACAAGGAGAUAACUUCGUUCCCGCUUGUACACUUGGAGUGGGACAGAAGGCCCGGCUGACUUAUGGACAAGACGUCAACACUCUAAAAUACUUCACCACGUGCGGUCUUCAGGAAGGAUACGAACCUUUCUGUGUGAACAUGAAGCGUGACGUCACCCACUGGUACACCAAGGACCAGCCCAUCUUUGAAAACACGGAUGAAAUGCUGGACACCAGGAUAGAUGUUACCAGGAUCCCAGCUGGCUCCGAAACACCACCUUGCAUGAAGAUCUCUCACAACACAUUUGAGACCAUGGAAAAGGCCAACUGGGAGUUCCUACGGUUGUCUUUGCCCGUCAUAUGCCAGGCACAAUUUAUAGGUGAACAAGAGAAAGCCAGAAGAUGGGUGGAGAUCAAAGAACGUCAACAAAUCCUGAUGAAGGAAGCAACUGAGGCCCAAAUGCCAGCCCACAUCGAUCAGAUUAUGAGAAGUGGGUUCACCAUGAAUGAUAUCAAAGGUCUGCACUACGAAGAUAACCAGGACGACGUCCAGUCAAAGAUGAAGAGGCAGCCUUCGAGACCCCCCCGCAAAGGCUCGGUGACGAGAGGCGUGACGUACCAGCAAGGUCAAGUGAACGGCAUGCAUAGGUCGACGAGCGAAGCCGAGAUGUCUAAAUACGAGUUGGGCGUCCAAAACCUGGCCGAUGAAAAGAAGGAUAAGAGAGGAAGAUCGCCUUUCAAGUUCUUCAAAAGCAAACGCGGCGAGAGCGGUGACAGGGCGAAGUCUCGCAAGUCGAAGACUCCAGAUCCCUUCAGUGACACGGAAGUCUCCCCAGAGAGAGGACCAAGGAGACCUAACCCUCAAAUACGCGUUUCACAGGCGAAUCAAAGAUAUGACAACAUGCUCCCAAGGGCUAGUAAACCCACCUUGUAUGACAGCCAAGGAGGUUUGAAC
This is a messenger RNA of Ostrinia furnacalis (Asian corn borer), 3891 nucleotides long. RefSeq names its product ryanodine receptor-like. The annotation marks the transcript as partial. Gene Ontology annotation, cellular component: sarcoplasmic reticulum membrane; sarcolemma; smooth endoplasmic reticulum. The transcript is spliced from 29 exons. Gene Ontology annotation, biological process: release of sequestered calcium ion into cytosol by sarcoplasmic reticulum; striated muscle contraction. NCBI's taxonomy places the organism in Eukaryota, Metazoa, Arthropoda, Insecta, Lepidoptera, Crambidae. Gene Ontology annotation, molecular function: ryanodine-sensitive calcium-release channel activity; protein binding. The record is from RefSeq and is a predicted model, not a curated record.